GAAAAAUGAAGAAGUUCCAGAAUUUACAGGGAAUUUAACUAAAGCUGUCAACGAGAAACAACAACAAGUCACUCAAUCACCUGCAACAAUCUCUGCCAUUGUCAAUAUAUUAACUACCAUUGCACAAGUUUCAAAGAACGUAGAAGAAGGCGUCAUGCAGGAUGUAUUGAAAACUGUUGAUGUCCUCAUUAGUGACAAUGCMAAGGAAUCUUGGAGCUUUCUGAAUACAGGUGAAACCCAAAAUUCCAGCUCACUAUUGCUGUUUUCAAUGGAGACAAUUUCAGAAAGACUGAAUGGUUCAUUUACAAUAACUACUCAACGGAUUCAGCUCAAGAGAACCAAAUUUACAGACCCGAUCAGUGAUGUACUGAACUCYACAGUUACUAUAGAAAUUCCAGAAACAGGUUUCGACAAUACAUUUAUCACCACCAUUCUUUUCUCCUCCUUGGAAAACGUUAUGCCACCACGGACCUCUGCAUUUAACUUCAGCCUUUUUAAUGAAACCAGCAAUGAAACUUACCCCGAGAAUGUYAUCAAUGCUGCUGUUCUGCUUGUCAAAAUAAAUGAAGCAGUUCACAAUGUCAGCUUAAGCUACAACAAGCUCAAUACCACCCUGGAACUGAAUCCUCAGUGYGUCUUCUGGAAUUUUASUCUCUUAGAUAAUCUUGGUGCCUGGGAUGACCAGGGCUGUGAGUUUGUUUCUGAUAUAAACGAUACUGUGACCUGCACCUGCAACCAUCUCACAUCGUUCUCAAUUCUGAUGUCAACUGGCAUCCCUGAAAAACUAAGAWUAUUACUGGAUAUAAUGACAUAUWUCGGAGUUGGAAUAUCAAUGGUCAGCUUAGUUAUUUGUCUCAUCAUUGAAGGAAUUGUAUGGCGACCCCUUACCAAAAACAGCACUGCCUUUAUGCGCCAUGUUGCCAUUGUUAACACAGCCCUGUCCUUGCUGAUUGCUGACAUCUGUUUCAUCAUUGGGGCCGCUAUUUCAAAGAACCCCAAAGAAAACCCAGGCGAGGACUACAAAGUUCCAGUUGGACCAUGCAGUGCAGCAACCUUCUUCAUGCACUUUUUCUAUCUCGCCAUGUUCUUUUGGAUGCUCGACUCAAGCCUGCUGCUGUUGUACCGGUCAGUCAUGGUCUUCUCCCAAAUGUCCAAAUGGACCAUGUUCGCCAUUGGCUUGACUGUGGGAUAUGUUUGCCCUCUGAUCAUUGCUGUUACUACAGUAGCUGCCACUGCACCUGGGGGUGGAUAUGUAAGGGAAGAUCAAGCUUGUUGGCUAAACUGGACAAAGUCCAAGGCCCUCCUGGCCUUAGUGAUCCCUGCUUUGGCCAUAGUUGUGUUCAAUAUUUUGGUCAUUCUGGUGGUUUUGUACAAGAUGCUCAGAAGACGAAGCACAAACCAGGCAGAUGAGAAACACGCCUUGGUAGUCAUUCUAAGAUGUGUGGCUAUACUGUCUCCGUUAUUCGGACUGACGUGGUGUUUGGGAAUUGGAACCAUGGUGGACCCAACAAAUGGAGGGAUCCAUAUUGCCUUUGCUUUCUUCAACUCAUUGCAGGGUUUCUUUAUUUUGGUGUUUGGGACUUUGUUUGAUUCCAAGAUCCGAUCCCUGAUUUUAAGAAAAAUACCAGCUCUAAGCACGACGUCCAAUCGAACAAGAAGCACCAGUGGUGGAACUUCAGCUCUGAGUAGCGUUUUUGGUCGACGUCGCAGAGGAAGGAAUGGUUACAACGUUUCACGGGUUGGAAACUCAAACACCAGCAGUAGUGGAUUGGAUUCAUUUGCCAACACCUGAUUCUGUACAAAUAAUCUGUUCACUUGUAAAGCUGAAGUGUAUUUUAUCUUUCAGUUAUUUUUAUUCAGUCACAUAUACAUGUAUGAUAUCUAGAACAUAAGGUUCAGUGGCAAUAAUUUGUGAAGGAAACUGUGCAGUAGCAUUUUAAUUAACUUGUACGUCUUUAAAUGCAUAACGUUGCUGUUAAUUUUAAUUAUAAGUGUAAAAUCACAGUGUAAUGGUUUGUAUGUGCAAUUCAAARGGCAUUCUAAGGGAAAACAACAUAAAAAAAAGAUGAUUAUAAAAGAGUUCAUUGGGAAACAUAUUUACUAUUCUGUGACAUCACGGGAAUAUCAGUACUUUAAAAUAUUUCUGUGCAGAGAUGAAUAGAGUCUUGCAAGCAACGAUAUCUACAAAUAUUCUAUCAGGAGUAAUGGGCCAAAGUUCUAGCAAACUCUUACCAGAAGAUUGAGGAAGGAAACCCAAAACACUUGACUCAAAUCUUAGGAGUUAAAAGAAAAGCUGCCUAAUGCUAUGGAAAUACACUUAACAAAAGUAUAAACACCCCAUGUCGAAUACAAGAGUUUUAUGAAUAUUUGGGUUAUGUAAUAUAUAGAGAAAUUCAAAGUAUAUUUUCAUUAAUUAUCAAUCUUCAUAUUGACAUUAAUAACAUCAUGGUCUGACCAUUUGUAGUGGAUUGACAGUCCUUUGAACAUGAUAGGGGACAGGUUGAGGAAUUUGAUUUUGACCCAGUUGGCUUCUGGUGGUUAUGGACAGUCUGAGGUGUGAUGUGUCUGUUGUGCUGACCAAUAGUCUCAUCGGCUGUGUGUGCCGCUGGUCUUAGCCGAUUCUGCAGAUGUGGCGAUCUUGUGUUGGAGUGGUCACACAUGGCCGACGAGGAUGAGGUCGAGUAGUGCCAGUCUGUUGGAAACAAACUCUUAAAGACCUAUGGGAAUUGGCCUUUAAGAGUUUGAGCCGUGCUGCUACUGCUCUACUGGACAUCCCUGCAUCCAACAUGCUGAUGGCACACUCCUACAUAACUAGUGACAUUGAGGCAAACGAC
Messenger RNA from Poecilia reticulata (guppy), 2834 nucleotides. NCBI's taxonomy places the organism in Eukaryota, Metazoa, Chordata, Actinopteri, Cyprinodontiformes, Poeciliidae. The record is from RefSeq and is a predicted model, not a curated record.